AUGGUCCUUGUCAGAUCUACCGCAUUGUUGGCCUGUAUAUCUUUGGCUUCUGCGUUGAAUCUUCAAAACCUAUUUGGCAAUAACCUAGAUCUCCAGAAUGAAGGCAAUGAAGAAAACGCGUACUUUAACCGUCUUAUUGCAAAGGCAGUGAAAAAGAGAGAUUCUGUUGAACAAGGUGCUGCUGCCAACGAUACAGUCAUCUCUACUACUUCUUCAGUGCAACAAUCCAGUAACCUCGGAGAUGCCGUGGCUACCACUCUCUAUGUUCUGGCCUCUUCAACCACAUCUCAAGAAUCAACCUCAGAAUACACAACAACUUCUGGCUCUGAAACUUUGGUAGUCGAUGGCACUACCACUUCAACUCUUUCUGAUUCCAGUUCAACUUCUUCUGAUACCACCACCACAACAUCUGCUUCAGAAACCACUUCCAGUACCCCUUCAACAACCACAACAGUGGAAGCCACCACUUCUUAUCCAAGUACCGCCACAUCUUCAUCUUCUGAGGCUACUACUUCAUCAUCUGUUGCUGCUACCUCUUCUGAUGUUACUACCUCCUCUACCGUGGCUGCUACCUCUUCUGAAGCUACUUCAUCAUCUGUUGCCGCUACCUCUUCUGAAGUUACUUCUUCCUCUACUGUGGCCGCUACCUCUUCUGAUGUUGCUUCUUCCUCUUCAAUCGCAGCUGCUACCUCUUCUGAUGUUGUUACCUCCACUUCAGCCGCAGCUGCCACUUCCUCUUCUGAAGUUGCCUCUACUUCUUCUGUAGCCGCUACUACUUCUUCCUCUGUGGCUACCUCUUCUGAAAUCGCUUCCACUUCAUCUGUGGCUACCUCUUCUGAAAUCGCUUCCACUUCCUCUGUGGCUACCUCUUCUGAAAUCGCUUCCACUUCAUCUGUGGCUACCUCUUCUGAAAUCGCUUCCACUUCAUCUGUGGCUACUUCAUCUGAAAUCGCUUCCACUUCAUCUGUGGCUACUUCAUCUGAAAUCGCUUCUACUUCAUCUGUGGCUACUUCAUCUGAAAUCGCUUCCACUUCAUCUGUGGCUACCUCUUCUGAAAUCGCUUCCACUUCAUCUGUGGCUACCUCUUCUGAAAUUACUUCUUCAUCUGUGAUUGCAACCUCUUCUGACUUAACUGCGUCGUCCUCUGCAAUCGCCAGUUCAUCAGUAAUUUCAAGUUCUUCUGAAACUGCUACCUCUUCAGUGAUUCCAACUUCCUCAGAGACUGCAUCCACUUCCGUGAUUGCCACCUCUUCAGAUGUUUCCUCCUCUGUAACUGCGUCCACUUCGGAAGUCGCUAGCUCUUCUUCUGCUCUCACCGCUUCUUCAUCAGUGACAAUUCUUAGCAGCGAAACAGCUUCAUCAUUGGCAUCCACAAGCUCUUUGCCUACCACCACUGAUUCAUCUAUCGCCAUUACAUCUACUGCUAGUGUAGCCUCUAGUGAACUUUCUUCAUCAAGUAUUGUCUCUUCUAGUGCAGCAACCGGGUUGAGUAGUACUGUUAGCUCAAUCGAUACUGCUUCUAUUUUGUCAACUGAAGCCUCAAGUGCUGCCGUCACUACCUCUAGUGCCUCAAUGAGCACUUUAUCCAGCGUUAUCUCUAAUACUAUUAGUGAAAGUUCCAGCGCUCCUACUGUCUCUUCUGCCAUCGGAGUGUCAACUUCUGAACUCUCCAGUACUACCAUUCUUGGCUCCACUUCUGUUAACAGUGCCGCUACUUUGACUACUGAUACCGCAUCUUUCAGUUCAUCCUCCAGCGCCAUUACUGUUGCUCCAAGCUCUACCAGUUCCAGCCAACAAUCGGUGGUGAUUUUCUCACCAUCUUCUGGUACUUUUGUGGCCACCACCGUUGCCCUUUCUAGUGCAUUGGCCUCUAAAUCAUCUCAAACUACUACUAUUGGCACCUCGUCUUCUAGUUCCAAUUGGGUUCCAUCAUCAAUUGAAUCUGAUACCACUUCUGCUACUUCUGCUAGUGCAACUUCUAGUACUCCUCAAUUGCCAAAUGCCAUUGCCCCAGCUACUCAAAUGGAAGUUUCUGAAAACUACACCAUUAUCACCAUUGGUUUCAAAGCAGGCUUGAACUAUCCUUUUGUCGUUGCUCACUCUUUAGCCUCGGCUCAAGUGUUCCAAUACUUGCCAUCCACUUUAUCUUAUCAAUUCAGUGAUACUUCUAAAGUCAGUGUCAAACAAUUGGUGCCAUUCCAAUCUCCUUCUUUGAACUAUAUCGUGACAAUUGCCGAAGUUUAUUUCCCAAAAGACUGGAUCUCGGCUUUGAACCAAUCUUUGCAAACUCCAUCAUCCAGCUUUUAUUAUAAUCCUGAUGCCACCGAAAACUCCUUGGCCCAAUUGAUCGAUGUGAAUAUUCCAUUAGUGGGGCUUGAAACCUCGACUUCGACUUCUUCGGCGGCCACUGCUCUGGAUACUUCAGUUGUCCAAGUCUCCGGCUCAAGUGAAGGGUUACCAUCUUCAUCUUAUGGAUCUUUCGACUCUGUUCAAGAUUCUGCCGCCACCGCUAACAAGAAAUUGGGAGUCGUUGGUACCACCUCGGGUAUUUCUGCCGCUGUCUACAUUAGUGUGUUGUUGGUGGGUUUCAGAAUCUAUAAACAACGUAAAGGUGCCUUACCUUUCAGUACCGAACAACAUGGUAAUAUCAUCUUACCAUUGGCGGAAGAAGACGCUGAAUCGAUCGCCACUGCUGAAAAAGCGGCCAUGGCGGAAGAAGAAAAGAAAGUUCUUGUUAACCCAGCAUACUUGCCUGCAAACCACUCAUUAGAUAGAAGAAUGAGUUAUGCUUCGUUCAGAUCAUAUCUAACAAAUAGUGGUGAUAGUGAAUUCAAUGUUGCUCCAGGAGUGGUAACGGAAGAAGUUUACGGGUUUGAUGAAAGUAGUGAAGAAGAAGGAAGUGACGAUGAAUAUUACAACAGUGACGAAGACGAAUGGGAUAUGCUUGGAAGAGAAGGAAGAGAAGACGAAGAAGAUGUUGCCACCAUCAUUCCUCAAAUGACCAAUCCAUUGGAAGAAGGAUGGAUAUGA
Messenger RNA from Saccharomycopsis crataegensis, 3030 nucleotides. RefSeq lists its product as uncharacterized. Bases 1 to 3030 code for a protein of 1009 amino acids. The record is from RefSeq and is a predicted model, not a curated record. The transcript has a single exon. NCBI's taxonomy places the organism in Eukaryota, Fungi, Ascomycota, Saccharomycetes, Ascoideales, Saccharomycopsidaceae. Gene Ontology annotation, molecular function: osmosensor activity. Gene Ontology annotation, cellular component: site of polarized growth; extracellular region; cell surface. Gene Ontology annotation, biological process: osmosensory signaling pathway via Sho1 osmosensor; signal transduction involved in filamentous growth; fungal-type cell wall organization.